Messenger RNA from Pieris macdunnoughi, 501 nucleotides. Lineage: Eukaryota; Metazoa; Arthropoda; Insecta; Lepidoptera; Pieridae. The record is from the annotation of a GenBank genome assembly.
AUGUCACACACGGUAACCAUAACGAGGACAACUGCUACCACAUCGGGUUCGCCGCUCUUUGUCAACACUAGCUACAUUGGCACUUUACCUGGCUUACUUAAAUUGGCACAACUGCUACUUGGAGCGGCCUGCGUCGGUGUGGUUAGCUAUUACUUCGAGCCGAGAUAUGUGAAAUACAAUGAUCAGAAACCAGAGUUAUUCUUCCUUCUAAUAUCAGUGGCAUUUUUAAUAGGAACAUUCUGUUUGCUUCUGUCGUGCGUAAUGUCAUUUUCAACAGCUACUAUGAUAUCCAAAACGUUGUAUGAAGUCGUAUAUCACGGGAUUGCGUUCGUGCUCUACCUAGCGGCGGGUCUUACGCUUUUGAUAGAAGUGAAUCAUCGGAGAAGUGGCUAUAGGAAUGAUUUUGAACCCUACCUGGCUGCCGCUGUCAUGGGUCUCGUGAUGGCGAUCCUUUAUUUAUUCAGUACAUUCUUGGCGAACCGCACCUACAGAGGCUUAUAA